Molecule: messenger RNA, 1301 nt
Organism: Schistocerca piceifrons (Central American locust)
Lineage: Eukaryota; Metazoa; Arthropoda; Insecta; Orthoptera; Acrididae
Exons: 3
Coding region: 1-552 (183 amino acids)
Source: RefSeq, a predicted model, not a curated record
AUGUGGCCACCAUCUUACAAAGUAAAUCUUCAACAACAAGAAUCUUUUGGGUUUGGAUCUGAUAUGGAAUUUUCAGAAGAAGAUCAAGAAAUCAUAAAGAAAGGUGAUAUUUCAGAGAUUAAAUUAGAUACAACCAACACAACAGCACAAGAGGCUGAUUUCAGUUCUGAGAGACAAAUGUUCUCGUAUUACUCUCUUGAUGCCAGACUGUUGUCACUGCAACUACUGAGAAGUCUGCUGCCCCUCUUCAGGAACCACACAUUUGUCUGGUCUCUCGACAGAUACUUCUCCAUUGUUGUUGCAACUACAAUACGGCUACCUGUAUCAUUGAAGCUCACAAGCUGCCCCAUCGACAGUUGGUGUUGCUGCUGCUUCAGGCUCUGCUUCCAAUUCUGUCGCCCAGUGGAGCUGAUCCAGGUGUCCAAAAAAUACAUUGCAGACAAUCCUCCAGGGAGACUGGUGCUGCCUGAUGAGAGGGUCAUAAACUACAAACCUACUGUAUAUGAAGUAGAGGAAUAUGAGAGGUUCAACUCAUAUUUGAGAAGGAUGUGAUUGUAGAACAGAUAAGGAGACAGUAUCUUGAAGAAUAAGUCUGUGUUGAUGGUUUAUGGGUUUGUAAUACUCCACAAGAAACUUUUUACUGUUAUUUGCUCCCUGUUUCCGGUACAACUCAUGAAGGGAACACAGGAAAGGCCAAUUUGUCUCUAUAGGUUUACCACACUUUAAUGCCUCAUUCCCACAUAAUAGUGUGUAUGAAAGAAGUAUUAAAAUUGUAUCACCUUCUGUUGCAGAUAGCAGGUAAUUUAGCCCUCUGACUAGUGUGCCACAGCAGUUGAAGCACACCAUGCCAUGAGUACAGUCGAUUGCCAUGGCAAUUUAGUGCUGAAGUGCUCUACUGGGAGAUGACCCCUGAAGAAGUUUUCAAACACGACUGUUUAUCCUUUAGCUGUGUUGGCAUCUGAAGACCUCUCAAUUCCAGCGCUGCUGUGACCUCUUGCUACUCCUUAUUAUUUCCUUGAAGCUAUGCAGUAUAUGACUUUGUUGCCAGUUCAAUGUCACCACUUUUGGCAGAAUACCUUACACACCACACUUUCUUCUGAAAAGCCAUUAGAUAAUGAUUCAGCACACAUGCUGCAGUUUGUCAGUUCUCAAAAAUUUUUUCCUUUUUGCGCUUUACUGUGAGACUGCAUCAUUCCUCUCACCACGCAGUGUGCACUGUCACUAAAUUUAAAAGGUAAGGAAGUUGGGGAGCGGUGGAAUGGAAUAUGUAUUUUAGAGAAGUAUACAAAGUUAUAAUUUCA